Zophobas morio is the source of this 5913-nucleotide messenger RNA. RefSeq names its product slit (gene sli). Gene Ontology annotation, molecular function: Roundabout binding; calcium ion binding; heparin binding. NCBI's taxonomy places the organism in Eukaryota, Metazoa, Arthropoda, Insecta, Coleoptera, Tenebrionidae. The transcript has 28 exons. The coding region runs from base 423 to 4805 and encodes 1460 amino acids. The record is from RefSeq and is a predicted model, not a curated record. Gene Ontology annotation, biological process: axon guidance.
CGUCGGACUGCAGUCGAGUCGUGACGUUAGCUCAAAUUGGGGUUGCAGCGCUCCGAUCCAGGGCCGCACUCGCGAUAUUUCCGCAAUCUGCCUCACGUGUUCCACCCUGUGCAGUGCUUGUGAGUUCGUGGGAGGUUUUCUUUGCGUUUUCGCGACUGCUCGGUUGGUUUUGUGUUUGUGUUGAUUUUUUCAGUUUUGUUUUGUUUUCGCGAGGACGCGCUUUUGGGUUAUUAUGGCUUACAACGACACAUGAGACCAGGUUGUGCCGGCGAGCGCCCACCAUCAAUAUAAUUAAAGUCGACGUCUUUGGCAAAAUAAGACGGGACUAAAUUUUAAUUAAAAUAAAGUGCAGGACUCGAGUCCUUUCAAAAAUCCUGCGAAAAAACAAACAAUUGUGGGAGAGUAAGACAACGGUGCUUGCGAUGCGGGCGUCAGUGGCGUUCGUGUUGGGGAUUAUUUGGGUAUUAAUUGUGUCGUGUGAAUGGAGCAGCGCCGAACCCGGCAACGAUGUCGCUCAUCUAUCUUUCACGUCGCUGCGAUGUCCCAGGGGAUGCACCUGUUCGGGGACGCUCGUCGAUUGUUCGCAUAAGGGAUUCACACAGGUUCCGAAGAAUAUUCCGCCGGAUACCGAAAGACUGGAUUUGCAAGGAAACAACAUCACGGUCCUGCUGGAAGCGGAUUUCCAAAGCCUGGGAAACCUGAGGAUACUGCAACUCACAGACAACCAGAUACACACAAUCGAAAGAGACGCUUUUCAGGAUCUUGUAAAUUUAGAGCGAUUACGGCUUAAUGGAAAUUAUAUUCGACACAUUCCAGACAACUUGUUUUCCACUACGCCUAAUUUAUUUCGAUUGGAUAUCAGCCAUAACAUGAUCUCCGUAAUCGGUAGGAAGACCCUGAGGGGGAUCACGGCAAUAAAAAAUUUGCAACUCGACAAUAAUCGAAUCACGUGCAUCGACGAUCAGGCUUUGAGGAGCUUCAAGGAUCUUGAAAUUUUGACUCUGAAUAACAACAACCUCACGUGGAUCGGCAAAGAUAUGUUUAGCAACAUGUUCAGGCUGCGGACGCUGCGACUCAGCGACAACCUCCUCCACUGCGAUUGCCAAUUGUCUUGGCUGGCCAGGUACCUGAGGCACUCGCCGCGACUGGCCCAGUACACCAGGUGUCAUUCACCCAACCACCUCAAAGGGCAGAACAUCGCCGACCUGCAGGAGCAGGAUUUCAAGUGCUCGGGCCUGGCCGAACGAGCCAUCAACGGCGAAUGCAUCGGCGAACCCCAGUGUCCUCACCCUUGUCGCUGUGCGGACGGAAUCGUGGAUUGCCGGGAAAAAGGACUCAGCAAAGUUCCGGAUCAUCUUCCGGAAGGGACGACGGAAUUGCGUCUGGAAAUUAACGAAAUUAGCGAAAUUCCGGCCAAGGCUUUCGCUGCCCACAAACGGUUGCGACGAAUAGAUAUAAGUAACAACAAAAUAUCUAAAAUAGCCCCGGAUGCAUUUCAAGGUUUAAAGGCUCUCACAACCCUCGUCCUCUAUGGCAAUAAAAUCAAAGAUCUGCCAGCUGGAGUUUUUCAAGGUCUGGUGUCGCUUCAACUCCUGCUUUUAAACGCCAACGAAAUCUCCUGCAUACGAAAAGACACGUUUCGCGAUUUGCACAACCUCAGUCUCCUGUCUCUCUACGACAAUAAUAUCCAAUCUUUGGCCAACGGCAGUUUCGACCCGUUACGCAGCAUCCAAACCUUACACCUAGCGCGUAACCCUUUCAUCUGCGACUGUAACCUAAAAUGGCUCGCCGAAUACCUUCAUAGAAACCCGAUUGAGACUUCGGGCGCCCGCUGUGAAUCCCCGAAACGGAUGCAAAGGCGCAGGAUUGAAGCCUUGAAGGAUGAAAAGUUUAAAUGUAAGGGUCAAGAGGAAUUCCGGACGAGGUUCGCUGGGGAAUGUCUGAUAGACAACGCGUGUCCAUCUGGGUGCAGCUGCGAUGGUACCGUGGUGGAUUGUUCCGGGCGAGGGUUAAAAGAAAUACCACGGGACGUACCUUUGUAUACCACGGAACUGUUGCUGCACGACAACGAACUGGGUCGAAUCAAAUCGGACGGGCUCUUCGGACGACUACCAAACCUAAUCCGGCUGGACCUUCGCAGGAACCAGAUUACAGGAAUCGAGGAAAAUUCCUUCGAAGGAGCGUCCCGAAUUUACGAAUUGCUUCUCUCCGAGAACAAAUUUUUGGAAAUACACAACAAAAUGUUUUUGGGACUUCACAGCUUGAAAGUACUCUCUCUAAAUAACAACCAAAUCACUUGCGUCAUGCCGGGGUCCUUCGACCAUUUGACGUCACUGCACACUUUGAACCUGAUGCAAAACCCUUUCAUGUGCAACUGCCACCUGGCGUGGUUUUCCGAGUGGUUAAAAAAUAAAGGCCUUAGUGGUUCCCCGCCCAAAUGUGCGGGGCCUGCACGAGUCAAAGACGUCCCAAUUAAAGAACUACCCAAAAACGAAUUCAAGUGUACGAGUGACAACGACCAGGGUUGUUUGGGUGAAAACUACUGUCCACCGAAGUGUUCGUGUACCGGGACUGUGGUGAGGUGCUCUAGAGCCAAACUCACCGAAAUACCCAGAGGGAUACCACCCGAGACGUCCGAACUGUACCUAGACAUCAACGAAAUCACCACGAUCCAAGCCGAUAGAAUAAGUCACUUGAAGUCUUUGACGAGAUUGGAUCUCAGUAGUAACAAAAUCGGGAUGUUAUCCAACUACACCUUCGCCAACUUGUCGAAACUGUCCACUUUGAUUAUUAGUUACAAUAAGUUACAAUGCGUGCAACGAAGCGCCCUAACGGGACUAAAAUCCUUACGGAUUCUGUCCCUUCAUGGUAACGAAAUCUCGAUGAUCCCUGAAGGCACCUUCGCCAACCUCAAAUCCAUCAGCCACAUAGCUUUAGGCUCCAACCCCCUCUACUGCGACUGUUCGCUUCGCUGGCUUUCCGAUUGGGUCAAAGUCGACUACGUCGAGCCCGGAAUAGCCCAUUGCGCGGAACCCCCCACCAUGAAAGACAAGUCCAUCCUAUCAACCCCAUCUACGGCCUUCCAGUGUAAAGGAAAAGUAAGCAACGAAAUCUUGGCCAAAUGCGACGCUUGUUUCACCUUCCCGUGCAAAAACGGCGGCAAAUGCGUCACUCUACCCGAAAGAGACUACGAAUGCAGAUGCGCCCCCGGGUACCACGGGAAAAACUGCGAAUUUAUGAUUGACGCCUGCUACGGAAACCCGUGCCGGAAUGGAGCAACGUGCAAGGUUCUGGAAGAGGGGAGGUUCAGUUGUAUGUGCGGCGCGGGAUUCACCGGGUUGCGAUGCGAAACGAACAUCGACGACUGUGCGAACAACAAGUGCCAAAAUAACGCAACUUGCGUCGACUUGGUCAACUCGUACCAGUGCAAAUGUCCCGCAGGGUUCAUGGGUCAAUUUUGCGAGACCAAAAUUCCCUUUUGUACCGACAAAUACAACCCCUGCAAAAACAAUGCCCGGUGUGUGGACCACGAUACUUACUACACUUGUGAGUGUUUACCGGGUUUCAAGGGUGAAAACUGUACCAUAAACAUCGACGACUGUGAAAACCACAUGUGUCAGAACGGUGGGACGUGCAUUGACGGCAUCAACGAAUACAAAUGCAAGUGUGAAGGCGACUUUAGCGGCAAGUUCUGCGAAAUCACCCCACUGGUGGCCAUGAUGUACCCCCAGACGUCGCCUUGCCAACACCACGACUGCGUCCAUGGGGUGUGUUUCCAGCCAUCCGGGUCCAACGACUACCUUUGCAAAUGCGCCCCGGGUUACUCCGGUAAACGUUGUGAGUAUCUAACGAGCUUAAGCUUCGUUCACAACACGUCGUACGUCGAACUCGAACCUUUACGAACGAAACCCGAGGCUAACGUAACCAUAGUAUUUGCGACGUCGCAAGAAAACGGGGUUUUAAUGUACGACGGACACCAGGAGCACUUAGCGGUGGAACUCUUCAACGGCCGGAUUAGAGUGAGUUACGACGUCGGAAAUUACCCAGUCUCGACAAUGUACAGUUUUGAAAUGGUCGCUGAUGGUAUCUACCACGUAGUCGAACUAAUCGCAAUCAAAAAGAACUUUACGCUUCGAGUCGAUCGAGGUCCUGCGAGAUCAAUAAUAAACGAAGGUUCAAAAGAUUACUUAAGACUAAGCACGCCGAUGUACUUAGGGGGGAUCCCCCCGGAACCCGGUCGACAAGCCUUCACCCAAUGGCACCUUCGCAACCUGACCAGUUUUCACGGUUGCAUGAAAGAGGUGUGGAUUAACCACAAACAAGUCGACUUCGGUAACGCCCAGACCCAACAAAAGGUUCAACCUGGGUGCGGGAUAGUGGAAACGGAUCGCGACGACGAAGAGCAAGAAGACGAAAUGGACGAAAUGGUCAAAGAACCGGCGGCGGUUCCGUCCGACCCAUGUCUCGACCAUCAUUGCAAACAUGAUAGUAAAUGCGUGCCUACAGAUAAUGGAGAGUAUGUAUGCAAAUGCAAACCUGGGUUUAAGGGGAAGUACUGCGAGCAAGGUAAGGACGAGUCUCCGACUUGCCGGAAAGAACAGAAGCGGGAAUAUUACACGGAGAAUGACUGCCGGUCGAGGAAACCACUUAAAAUAGCCAAGUGCAGCGGGAGCUGUGCGUCGAGUUGUUGUCAUGCGCGGAAAAGUAAAAGAAGAAAGGUGCGCAUCAUCUGCUCCGACGGCACCCGCUACACCAAAGACAUAGACAUCGUGCGCAAAUGCGCGUGUACGAAGAAAUGCUACUGACUGACAAACGCCGCUACUCACAAUUCUAACACGCAAGCUCACGUCCAGCUUGCGCCCAACGGCCAGCUCGGGCCCCACCGAGCCCCCACGACUGCCGAUCUCAAUCAGCAUAUACUUAACUUGAAACCAUCCGUCGCCCCCCAGCCCCCGCACGAGCCCUACAAACUCACGUUCUUCGUCGAGAACGAGACCGACAAUGCAAGACACUUGCAACUGACUGAUUUAACCGAAUCUCAAAGCCAUAGACAGACGUAUAGUAAUUAUUAUGACGACGUUAUCGUAGAGAGCUACGAAAACCCUGUAGAUAAGACGAAAUCCCCGAGGUACGGCAAAGGACUCGGACACGAAUCGUACUGCGUCCUGUCCGCGCUGCUCUACUUCGUCACGGUUACCAGUUUCGUUUAUUUAGCCAUUUUGUGGAUCAAGCAGAGGAUGUACAUAAGGAUGGAGCAGAUGCACUGGUGGUGAAGAUUUCAUUUCAUCCUGGAUUGACUUAUACGCUUUAUCGCGCAGAGUGGCCAUUUUACUUCUUUUUUCUUUUUUUGUUUUUGACAAACAUAGUAGUGGACAUCGAAAUCUAGGGUGAAAUUGCCAUUCUGUUGUGUGAAACAUAAAUUUUCUCUGUUGCAUGCGCUAGAGAUAUAUAUUAGCAUCUGCAUGUUCGACAUGUAUGUUAAGCGCCUAAUAGUAUUAGCAAGUGGUUUGUUCCUCUUGUAUUACUUUGCUUUAAUUUACGUACCUUAUUUUUACUACAGACUGUAUUUUUUUAACUUGCCUACUUACAGUUUUACCUCGAUUUUUUACGAUUACAUGACAAUGUAUAAUAUAGCGUUGGUGUUUUGGCGCACUGAUUGAUCAAGACACGAUUAGAUAGUAUAAUAAGUACUAUUUUGACAUGACAAAUACACUCAGAACUGACUACGAAACCCGAUUGAAUUGUUAGAAUUGUGACUAGCGGCAUGGCCCUUGACUUACAAGGUUUACUAACUUAGAAUAGUUUAAUGUGUAAAACACUUCAAGAACUUUGUACGUUUACGUAAUUUAAAUAUUUAAUUUAAAACGUUAAUAACAUCACGCAAUACCUUAAUAUAGAAAUAAUUCAUUCUAA